AGCAAGAGACAGCGGAAGGAGAGAAGAGAGGAGGAGGAGAAAGAGGGAAAGAGAUAAGAACAAGUCAAGGAGCAGACGUAUUAGAGGAAACUCGCCAUCUGCGAACUGAUAGCACGGGAUUUGAACCGAGUUGUACAGAAAGGCGUGCAAACUCUGUUUGCUGGUUGAAUGAUAUCAACCAGGACCCGAAGCAGUAGUGAGAGAAAUCUUUUUCGACAUCAUAUUUCAAGGAGCUAUUGUUGACCGAGAAGAUGCUGAGAAAGGGAACAUGUCUAGUUUGGGCACUGCAGUCUUGUUCGAUAAUGUUGUCGACAGCUGCCUUCGUCAAUGGCCCGAUCAGCUCUAUUGAAUUGCGCAGAACAGGAUCAUCAGACAGGCUUAUGCACCUGCUGCACAACUUUGAGAGCUCAAGCUGCAGUUGCCACAAGCGCGAGAGGCCAUGUUGCAGCUGCCGUUCAAGAAGGACAACCCCGCACAUGGUCAAUGUUGCGCCUUCCACAUCGGCGGUCGCUUCAGGAACGUCUCCCAGCAAGAAAUCUGUGGGCACAGACCCGUCAAAGCUCUACCUGGAACCGAACACGAUGUUUCCUGCACCGGAAGGUCCCUCCACGCUGGAUUGGAACGAGACGAGCCACAGUGGAGGCGACGCACUGCUUGAGCUCUACCACGGCUCGAGUCGAGUUGUCAUUGUAGAGUACUGGUACAAGAAGUGCGCCAUGUGCAAGGUGAUGCAGCCUCUGGUGCAGCGAGUUGUGAGAGAGUUCACGGGGAAGAUUCACUUCGUCGAGGUUGAGGUGUUUGAGAGCAAGAAGGUCGUGCAGCAUGCCGGCCUGCGCAGCGUCCCGGCGUUCCAGGUCUUCUACGACGGCAAGAUGAUCGACCAUUUCUCUGGGUUGCACACGGUGAAGGCGAUGCGAGCCAUCUUCUCCAACGCGCUGGAGAUGACGGCAGAGAGGCUUGACAACUUCUCCCACGCGGAGGUUCGGUCAUGACAGGGGACAAAGCUCGAGGAGCCUCGUUGCACUGAUUGUUUUACUAAGAAAGGUUUAGCAUCAUUUGAUUGAAUUAUGUACAUCUUC
Guillardia theta CCMP2712 is the source of this 1079-nucleotide messenger RNA. RefSeq lists its product as hypothetical. Bases 477 to 992 code for a protein of 171 amino acids. The transcript has a single exon. NCBI's taxonomy places the organism in Eukaryota, Cryptophyceae, Pyrenomonadales, Geminigeraceae. The record is from RefSeq and is a predicted model, not a curated record.